AUGCAUCCUAAACCCUCGGAGCCUGCGGCAGGUGGGGCAGCAGAGCUGGAUUGCACGCAAGAGUCCGGCGUGGAGGAGUCUGCGGGUGACCACGGGAGCGCAGGCCCAGGGGGCUGCAAGGAAGAAAUUAAUGAUCCUAAGGAAAUAUGUGUGGGUUCUCCUGCCACAUCCUACCAAAGCCAGCAGAAACAGAGUGGUGAUAAUGGGUCAGGGGGUCACUUCGCACACCCAAGAGAAGACAGAGAAGAUCGGGGCCCCAGAAUGACUAAAAGUUCCCUGCAAAAACUCUGCAAGCAGCACAAGCUUUAUACUACCCCAGCAUUGAAUGAUACGCUGUAUUUACACUUUAAAGGUUUUGAUCGCAUUGAGAACCUGGAAGAGUACACAGGGCUGCGCUGUCUCUGGCUGCAGAGCAAUGGAAUACAGAAAAUCGAAAACCUGGAGGCGCAAACCGAGUUGCGUUGCCUCUUCUUGCAAGUGAACUUGCUCCAUAAGAUCGAGAACCUGGAAGCUCUGCAGAAACUGGAUAUUCUUAACCUCAGCAACAAUUACAUCAAGACCAUUGAAAACCUCUCCUGCCUCCCAGUCCUGAACACACUGCAGAUGGCCCACAAUCACCUGGAGACGGUGGAGGACAUUCAGCAUCUACAGGAGUGCUUGAGGCUUUGUGUCCUUGAUCUUUCGCACAACAAGCUGAGUGGCCCUGAGAUCCUGGGCAUUCUGGAAAGCAUGCCCGAUUUGCGUGUACUGAAUUUGAUGGGAAACCCGGUUAUCAGACACAUUCCUAAUUAUAGAAGGACAGUCACUGUACGACUAAAGCACUUAACAUACCUGGAUGAUAGACCAGUGUUUCCAAAGGACAGAGCUUGUGCGGAGGCCUGGGCUAGGGGAGGGUACGCAGCUGAAAAGGAGGAGAGACAGCAGUGGGAGAGCAGGGAGCAGAAGAAGAUCACAGACAGCAUUGAAGCCUUGGCCAUGAUCAAGCGGCGGGCGGAGGAGAGGAAAAGACAGAGAGAGAGUCAAGAGAGAGGGGAGAGGACAUCUUCAGAUGAUAGUGAGAACGUGUCUGCCAGUGAGGAAGGCAAGGAGGAGGCUCCCGGGGACAGAGAAACAAGGCAGAAGAUGGAGCUAUUUGUUAAGGAAAGCUUUGAGGCCAAGGACGAGCUCUGCCCGGAAAAGCCAAGUGGAGGAGAGAAGCUACCUAUGGAGGUUAAAAGAGAGGAUGGAGAUCGAGAGCCAGAGAGAACCUUCCCAGCUGAGACUCCACCACCCCUGCCACCUGUGGAGGUUAAAAGAGAGGACCGAGAUCAAGAGCCAGAGAGAACCUUCCCAGCUGAGACUCCACCACCCCUGCCACCUGUGGAGGUUAAAAGAGAGGACCGAGAUCAAGAGCCAGAGGGGACCCUCCCACUUGAGACCCCACUACUGCCGCCGCCUGUGGAGGUUAAAGGAGAGGACCGAGAUCAAGAGCCAGAGGAGACUCUCCGAGCUGAGGCCCUGCCAGCGCUGCCCCUCGGAGCUGCCAGGGAAGAGCUGACUCCCCAGGCUGUGGCCACUGAGGGUGUAUUUGUUACAGAACCUGAUGGGACGAGAAUGGAAGAUUUAGAAACCGUUAGACUGGAGACAAAGGAGACAUUCUGCAUCGAUGACCUACCUGACUUAGAAGAUGACGACGAAACAGGCAAAUCUCUGGAAGACCAGAAUAUGUGCUUUCCGAAGAUUGAGGUCAUCUCGAACUUGAGUGAUGACAGUGACCCUGAACUGGACUACACGUCACUCCCUGUGCUGGAAAACCUGCCCGCAGACACUCUGUCAAAUAUAUUUGCCGUCUCUAAAGACACCUCAAAGGCGGCUCGGGUGCCCUUCACAGACAUCUUUAUAAAAGAAGCUAAGAGGGACUUGGAAGUCCGAAAACAAGACACUGAGUCCCCACGACCCCUGAUCCAGGAGCUCAGCGAUGAGGACCCCUCUGGCCAGCCACCAAUGUCCCCCACCUGCCAAAGAGACGCUGCACCACUCACUUCCAGUGGAGACGGGGACAGCGACUUCCUUGCAGCCUCUUCUUCAGUGCCGACUGAGCGCGCCACCACACCCUCAGAGACGUGUGUCGGAGUUGCCCAGCCAGCUCUGCCCACGUGGGACCUCACUGCAUUCCCAGCACCGAAAGCAUCAUGGUUCCCCCCGGUUAUAUGUAGCAUAAAUGGUUUAAUUAUAAAUGUCUCCUUUAGGCAUGAUAAACAUUUUAAUACCCACGCGAGUUAAUGUGUGAUUGGGCUAUCUCCUAUUUGUGUGAGUCACAUGCAAUUCCUUUCACCAGCCACCCUGAAAAAAGACCUUUCUCUUACUGUGUCAUGAGAAACCAGACAGACCCCAGGUCCCUGCAAAAUCUCCAGUGGGCCUUUUCCCCACAGGAAAGCAGAAUCUUCCACUGCAGCUAGAGAAACUCAGAGGAUAAGGGACUUGAUGCUUUAGACAUCAAAAUAAGAAGGGGAGAGAGGAAAGAAAGGGGGGAGUCCGUGAGGCACAACAGAAUUCUCCCAAAGUGUUAUGACCAUGAUCCUCUCCUCAGAGGCCACUAUCGAGAGCCCACAGGUGCCAGACCCAUGUCCCGAGGGAGAAGGAACAUCAGCCAUCAUCUCUGUGCGUGAGCUCAGUGUCAGGUAGUUACUGCGGCGGGAUGCUGUCCAGCCUAAAAUAUGUGACCAUUCCAGUUCAUCUUCAGCUGACAAGUUUAUUUAAUCCCUGAACCUGGAUCCAAGGCAUCUCCCUGUACAAAACAUCAGACCGUGGCAGAGACCGACAAAGCAACCCAAAACAGCAGCUGCCGACGGCCGCUGUGCCCACCUCAGCAGUAGCUCUGUGCGGGCCUCACUCCACCCUCACCAAACACAAGGAGGAGCCAGCGCUACUGCCCCAUUUCACCAGACAGGAAGGCACGAGAACUGAGAGACCUGCCUGAGGCCCCCACAACUGCAGGGCAGCGGAGCCCUGUCUCCCAGCACAGACUAGACUCCCAGCAACACAGGCCCGCCAGCACCUCCAGCCUGCCUUUUGGGAUGAUCCUCAGGCGAUAUACAAAAUACAGAAGAAA
Messenger RNA from Rhinopithecus roxellana (golden snub-nosed monkey), 3091 nucleotides. It is a transcript of the gene DNAAF1, whose product is annotated as dynein axonemal assembly factor 1. NCBI's taxonomy places the organism in Eukaryota, Metazoa, Chordata, Mammalia, Primates, Cercopithecidae. The record is from RefSeq and is a predicted model, not a curated record. Gene Ontology annotation, molecular function: protein binding; dynein complex binding. Gene Ontology annotation, cellular component: axoneme. Gene Ontology annotation, biological process: cilium assembly.